UGUUCCAUUAAACGUUUCAAGGUUUACUAUAUAAAACUAAGUCGGAAAUUAGAAUCCCCAAUUUGAUUCGUGAAGCAAAACAACUCCCACAAAUUCUUGAUUCUCAUUAGGGUUUUCAUCAAUCCUUCAAGUACUAUUGAUUGUUGUUAGUUUUAUCGUUAAUGGCUGGAAGAGAAGUUCGAGAGUAUACCAAUCUUAGCGACCCUAAAGAUAAGAAAUUUGGGAAGGGUAAGGAUAAAAUUGAUGAUGAAGACGUUACGUUCCAACGCAUGGUAGCCAAGAUGCAGGAGGUUGCUGGAGAAAGAGGAGGUUACCUUCACGGGAGAGGCGCUUUGGACAGCGAUGACCUGCUCUACCUCAAGGAACAGAUGGAAGCUGAAGAGGAUGCUGAACGCAUGUUACGUCGAACUGAGAAACGGGCAUUUGCUGCAUUUAAAAAAGCUGCAAGUUUAGCAGACUCUGGGCCUGCGCCAGUGCCUUUGCCCCUUCGUGUUGAACCGAAGCCGAAAAGUGGGAUCAGGCAACAAGAUCUCCUCAAAAAGAUUGUCGAGAUUAGACCUAAGCGACACAGAGUGUCUAGCCCAUCUAGUGCAAAUCAACCUGCCGCAGUUUCAAGUGGCCAACCUUCUACAAACGAAAGAAUCGAGCACAAGAUCGAGAAAGAGCUCCCUCCUUUAAAGCCUAAUAAUGAAGAAAAAGCAGAGCCUAAACCAGAAAAUCCUGUCAGGAGCCUAUUAGGUUUAGCUUAUGAAAGUUCUGAUGACGAAGAAGACUGACUACUGAACAUGUGCAUAUGGAUCUCGUAGUGCAUCGUAAGGCACCUGAUGAACUUGUUAAUGACCUUACUGCUCCAACAUUUGCGACUGGGAAGCUCUGGUCACGAUUGUAUCGCGGGCUUGCCACACGCCUUCCUGUCUGCCUGAAAGAUGCCCCAUUGAUGAAUCUAUCCCUCACAGAACUCCAAUUCCAUGACUGGCUUCUGCCUAAUCCGUCCUGCCUCCAUGUCACCUGUAUUAACUUAUUUCUUUAGUUGGUUAACAAAAACUCUGGGUUGUAAAAUGCUUCCAGUUAAAGGGCUAUCAUCAGUCAAAUUUUCUUUUAGUUCUACAGAUAAAAUUUAACAAUAUUCAGACCUCUUUCUUUCCUUUUGGUGCGAUGAAAAGAUUGGCUUCACUCUUUA
This is a messenger RNA of Papaver somniferum (opium poppy), 1180 nucleotides long. RefSeq lists its product as uncharacterized. Lineage: Eukaryota; Viridiplantae; Streptophyta; Magnoliopsida; Ranunculales; Papaveraceae. The transcript is spliced from 7 exons. The record is from RefSeq and is a predicted model, not a curated record. Bases 162 to 776 code for a protein of 204 amino acids.